This is a messenger RNA of Pantherophis guttatus, 1552 nucleotides long. RefSeq names its product phosphatidylethanolamine binding protein 4 (gene PEBP4). The record is from RefSeq and is a predicted model, not a curated record. Lineage: Eukaryota; Metazoa; Chordata; Lepidosauria; Squamata; Colubridae.
UAAUUUAGGUGCAGCCACGUAGCUGUGGGGCAUUCUUGGCUGGCUCGUAGCGGAAAACUUGCCCCGGAUUUUGGAUUUUGUCCUUGACUCUUCUUCGCAAGACACGAUGAAGCCUCUGGUUCCCCAUUUUCUGGCAGUUUCUUUUCUUUUAAUUGUCCUACAAGACAGUGUCAGAGUGGAAGAAUGCAUCUUUAGAAAACUGGACAGAGAGGACAGAACAUUUUGUAGAGGGAGUCUAGAAGUUUACUACCCAGAAUUGGGAGAUGUUGGCUGUUCAUAUAUUCCAAAGUGCAAUGCUUAUCGUAAACGGAUCAGCAACGAAUGGAUCAGCCCCGAAGUUAAAUAUCAGCAGGCAGAUAUGAAUAAAAAGUAUAUUCUCAUCAUGGUCGAUCCAGAUGCUCCUAGCAGAUCUAAUCCAAUCUAUCAGUUCUGGAGACAUUGGGCUGUGACUGACAUCAGCGGCGAUGAUUUGAAGACGGGGAACCUGGAAGGUCAUGUAAUAGCAGACUACAUCCGACCCACACCACCCCCUGAAAGUGGUUACCACCGCUAUCAAUUCCUUCUCUACGAACAGCCAGCUCGUGAAGUUGUAUCUUUGAAUUCAGAUGAAAUUGCAUCUUCCGGUUCCUGGAACCUAGACAACUUUGUGGAUCGGUUUCAUCUUGGAACACCUGUGGCUUCAACCCAGUUUAUCACUAAGGAUUACCAUGACUAGUAAUACCGGUAGAAGCACCAUGAGUACAUCCACCAUUGCUCUCAAUGAUUUAGCUUGAUUUCUUCCCUAUGGAGCAGAAGCACGCUCCCCAUCAAAGUGAAUCUUCCUCUUCAUUCAACAAGCAUGGGCUGGAUUUUUGCACGAUCAGUAGGCUUUAUACGGCUGGCGAUGAUUUUAUUUUAGGAUCCAUUACUGGCAUUACUACGAUGACAUAGUCGUCCCUAGCAUUCCACCACAUAUAUCACAGAAAAUGUAACACAUUCACUGCAGAACCUUUAUGGCCUUAAAAGUUAAAUAUGUAUGUAUUUUCAUAUUAGCCUGGAAGCAAAGGGACAAUAUAGCCACCAACCUAUAAUCAUUCCUUAAACACGGAAACAUGGCCGCUUACCAGCUCAGAUUUCUGCCGAAUGUGUCUUCUGUUAAAAUUCUAUCCAACUAUGAUUAUAUAUAUAUAUAUAGGGCAGGGAUCGGCAACCUUAAACAUUCAAAGAACCAUUUGGAUCCGUUUCCCAUAGAAAAGAAAACACCGGGAGCCACAAAACCCUUUUGACAUCUAAAAUGAAGAUGAACACUGCAUAUAUCAUUUUUUACCUUUAUGCUAUUUACUAUUGGAACGUCCAUAGCCUACUCAUGACCAAUAACUACACAUGUCUCAGCCUUUUGUUUUAGAUAUUUAAUGGGCAUCAAAUUACCUUCUUAUACUCUUUUAUGGCACUUCCAUUCAUGAUUUCCCUUCCCAGGCUACAUAUUCGUUGCAAGUACGCAUCCAUGUUGUUGCACCCUUGAAUUAAUACCUGCCAUUUAUUGCAGCAUUCAAUUAAAAAGAGCAUUUCACCA